AUGAUCGCGGGGCUUCUCGUGCUGGCUCUGUGCCCGGCGUGCUUAGGAUUCAAUGUGGACACCCAGGUGCCCGUCAUCAAGCAGGCGGGGGUACCGGGGGGCAUGUUCGGCUUCUCUGUGACCAUGCACCAGCAGAGUGACGGCCAGCAGCGAUACCUGUUGCUGGCGGGAGCUCCACAGGAUGCAGCACCCUCUGGUGUUAAUGUUAACCGGACCGGUGCCCUCUAUGCGUGCCCUAUCACCAUGUCAAAAUCAGAUUGUUUCCGCGUCUCUAUCGAACAGGAAAGUCAGCCCGGCCGUAACCUCAUUGAGAAUAUGUGGUUGGGAGUCACGGUAGAGUCACAAGGACCCGGAGGUCGUGUCUUGGUGUGUGCCCAUCGAUAUACAUCAGUCCAGGCCAUACUGGGCACUAGAGAAGAGCAGUACAGGAUGAUCGGCAAGUGUUAUGUGCGGGGCAACGACCUGUUAUACAACAGUCAGGAUGAAUGGCAGACCUACCACAAUGAGAUGUGCAAUGUGAACACCGAUCUGGACAAAACGGGCAUGUGCCAGAUGGGCAUCAGCGGAGGAUUCAUCAACAACAUGCUGUACUUUGGAGCCCCUGGGGCUUAUACGUGGCAAGGCGCAGACUUCAUCCUGCAGAGAGUGAAAUCAGAUUUCGGGAUUGAUGACACAGUGGAUAUCUCCUCGCCGAGGGAAAACUUGUACAACAUCUACAUGGGAUACACAGUAAAGCUUGGCACCGGAGUGCUGCAUGAGGAUCUGGUCACUGUGCUCUCCGGGGCCCCCCGCUGGCAGCAUAAGGGCGCUGUGUACAUUUCUGACAUCGAGGCGCCGACUAUGAUACUCAGACAGACCCUGAAUGGGGAUCAGGUGGGCUCCUACUUCGGCAGUGUUAUUGCCUUGGCUGACUUCAACAAUGACGGCUGGCAGGAGAUAGUGGUCGGCGCUCCAUAUUAUUUUGACCGGAAGGAGGAUGUGGGUGGCGCCGUGUACAUUUAUAACAAUGAGGUUGGCAGUUUCACCGAUAAGCCCUCUAUGGUGUUGUAUGGCCCGGCGGCAUCUGGCUUUGGUUUUGCCGUGGCAAACAUUGGAGACAUUAACCAAGACGGAUUCACGGAUCUGGCCGUGGGCGCUCCGUUUGAAGAAAUGGGCAAAGUGUACAUCUACCACAGCAAGUCCAGCGGGUUGCAGUCCAAACCAAGUCAGAUUAUUGAAGGUUCUCAGGUUGGUGGGAUACCAACAUUCGGAUACUCCAUCAGUGGUGGUCUUGAUGUGGAUGACAACUCCUACCCAGACCUGCUUGUGGGGAGCUUGGCGGACCAAAUUGCUCUGCUGAGAUCUCGUCCCGUUAUCAAUAUCUCCAAGGAGUUCUCUGUGACGCCAACUCUUGUGGAUCCCAAUAAAUGUACCCAAACUUCCUGCAUGGAUGUCCGCUUCUGCUUCUCAUACAUCCUGAGUACCGGAAACGCCAAAUACAAGAAAAAUAUUACCCUCCAAUACACUGUGGAUGCUGAUUUUGACAGGCGACCUACCCGAGUGAAGUUUGUGGGGGCCCCUGGAGCUGUAUACAAGGGCUUCUUCUCAAUGCCAGAGACUAAGUGCCAGAAUCUCCAGCUCCACUUACUGGAUAAUAUCCUUAAUAAGCUUCAUCCUAUCCACAUCUCGCUGAAAUAUUCAAUUCUGGACCGGGAGCUGAAGCCCCGCCCUAAUGUUGCCUCAUUGGACAACUUCCCCGUGCUCAACGAAGAUCAGAGUACGGAGCAAAUUGUAGAGGUUGACUUUCAGAAGGAGUGUGGAGCAGAUAAUGUGUGUCGGAGUAACUUACAGAUGGAGUACGAAUUUGUGGGAGAAAACAACGAGACCCUUUCAAGGGUAAAUGGGAGCCAGAUCCUCCAUUUUGACCCCGACGUGAAGAAGCUGCUCCUGCGUGUAAUUGUAACAAAUGCUCAGAGCCCCACGUCUCCAGCAGAUGACGCUCAUGAGGCCAUGUUGAAUAUAACCUUUCCAGCUGAGCUGGCCUUUGCAUUUGUCUUCCCACCCAUUGCUCUCACCUAUGUCGGAUCCCUCCUGUGUAGUCUCGGGAACCCAUUUAGGAGAAACCAGCGGGUGGAGAUCAAUAUCACUUUCGAAACAACUAGAAUUACCUUAAGGACAAGAGAAGUGACAACUCAACUCCAGCUGUCCACGUCAAGUAAACAAGCUAACCUUGAUGAACGGUAUGCCAACUUCUUGGUCGAGUACAAUCUACAGACAUCGUUAUCAGUGAAACCUGUUAAUCGACAGACAUACUUUAGUGGUAAAGUGUUGGGAGAAUCGGCCAUGAAAAGAGUUAAUGAUGUGGGAAGUCCCUUAAAUUUCACAUUUACGGUGAUCAGUGGAAGUGAGCCUCUAAACAAUAUGGGCUCUCUCAUCCUGGCAGUAGAGUGGCCGCAUGAGGUUGCCAAUGGAAAAUGGCUGCUUUAUCCAACCGAGGUGCUAGUGAAUACAGGAAAUGUGACGCGGUGUCACCCUCCUGGAGAUGUCAUUAAUCCUUUAAACCUUACAGUAAGUAGUUGUUCAUCCCUACUCCUACACAAGAGGCGAAGAGAAACCGCAGAAUCAAUAGACGUUCUUAGUCUACCAGCUAUUAAAAGAGAGAAGCCCAACACUCUACUGAAAUGCAGAGGAGGUGGUGCAAACUGUGUGCGUUUCGAGUGCGCCUUGGACAAUAUGAAGAAUACAGCAACUGUCACAGUAAAAGCAAGAGUCUGGAACAGCACAUUCUUAGAGGAUUACAGACAGGUGGACAGAGUAUGGGUGGAAGGCACAGCGGAACUCUAUCUUAAAACCAACGUUCCAUCUAUAAACAUGCAGACACACCAUGUAUUGUUUUCAGUUGCCAUAGACUCAGAGUUAGAAGAGACCCCACCAGUGGAGAUUCCACUGUGGCUGAUUAUAGUUUCAGCAGGAUCUGGAAUUUUGCUAUUGGGAGCCAUCAUUUUAUGCCUGUGGAUGUGUGGAUUCUUCCGGAGGGCCAACACUCGAGCCAAGUAUGAGGUCAGAGGUCAGAAGGCUGAGAUGAAGGUGCAACCAUCAGAGACUGAACGGCUAACACAAGAUUCCUGAAUAAGACCUCUGACCCGUGACCCCCCAACCCUGCCCCACGGGUUGGAUUUUUCCAUAAUGUCAGACACUACAGUCUGGGACAGACUCACUACGCCGUGUGCGUCCGUCAAGAAGAAAGGCAGAAGCUGUG
Molecule: messenger RNA, 3238 nt
Organism: Nanorana parkeri
Lineage: Eukaryota; Metazoa; Chordata; Amphibia; Anura; Dicroglossidae
Gene: ITGA3
Product: integrin subunit alpha 3
Exons: 27
Coding region: 1-3108 (1035 amino acids)
Biological process (GO): cell adhesion mediated by integrin; cell-matrix adhesion; leukocyte migration
Cellular component (GO): external side of plasma membrane; integrin complex
Molecular function (GO): integrin binding
Source: RefSeq, a predicted model, not a curated record